CGCGGACCCUGUGGAAGACAGGGUCGCCUCGGAGGCUCGGCGGAGACCUCCACCCGGGACCAGCUCGCCCUCCCCGGGCCUCCCCGCGCAGGCCCGCGGCCCCCCUCGCGCUGUAGGCCUCUGGUGUCUGGUUUCCGGGGAGGGCGGGCACCGCCGGGGGAGGGGGGAGCCGCCGGCGCUGCCGAGAUGAUAGAGGUACCAACAACACCUGACACCCAGAAUCUGCUACACCAGCUCAGCACCCUCCUGGAACAGGAGUCGAGAUGUCAGCCAAAGGUCUGUGGCCUGAGACUGAUCGAGUCUGCCCACGACAACGGUCUCAGGAUGACCGCCAGACUCAGGGACUUCGAAGUCAAAGACCUUCUGAGCCUGACCCAGUUCUUUGGCUUUGACACAGAGACUUUUUCUCUGGCUGUGAAUUUACUGGACAGAUUCCUGUCUAAAAUGAAGGUACAGCCCAAGCACCUUGGAUGUGUUGGACUGAGCUGCUUUUACUUGGCUGUAAAGUCAGUAGAAGAGGAAAGGAAUGUCCCUUUGGCAACUGACUUGAUCCGAAUCAGUCAGUACAGGUUUACAGUUUCAGACUUGAUGAGAAUGGAAAAGAUUGUCUUGGAGAAGGUGUGUUGGAAAGUCCGAGCCACCACGGCUUUUCAGUUUCUGCAACUCUAUGCUUCCCUCAUUCAGGAGAAUUUGCCAUCUGAAAGGAGAAAUAGCCUUAAUUUUGAAAGACUAGAAGCUCAACUUAAGGCAUGUCACUGCAGGAUCACGUUUUCUAAAGCAAAGCCUUCGGUGUUGGCCUUGUCCAUCGUGGCCCUGGAGGUCCAGGCCCAGAAGUCUCUAGAACUCACGGAAGGCCUUGAAUGUCUUCAGAAGCAUUCCAAGAUAAGUGGUCGGGAUUUGAUCUUCUGGCAAGAGCUUGUAUCCAAGUGUUUGACUGAAUACUCAUCCAACAAGUGUUCCAAACCGAACAUUCAGAAGUUGAAGUGGAUCGUUUCCGGGCGGACCGCUCGACAGUUGAAGCACAGUUACUAUAGAAUAAGUCACCUCCCAACCAUCCCGGAAACGGUUUCUUAAAUGGGCAAACUUGGUCCUCUGUGUAGGGAAAAAAAAAAGUUUCCAGUGGUAUCAUUUUCUUCUGCAAGUGAAGAAUUGAAAUAUGAUCUUCAAAAUAAGCCAGAUGGAAUUGGAAUAACCUCACUGCUCUAGUCAGCGAGUACUUGAAAGCAUUUAUUGUGUAUGCAGCAGAACCUGCAUUCCUUGAAUUCCUGUAAUCAGUUUAACUCAUUACCUCCCCUUUGAUAAUGGGCAUCAUUUCAAUCAUCAGUGUAGGAAACUGUGACGUCCUUAGAGUCUGAGUCUGUAAGGUAGCAUGGAAAUAGUGGUUUUAUUGCCUAUCUUGCUGUAGGUAAACCCCAAAUAUAACUCCCAAGUAACAUCAGCCAAAGUUGAGCGGCAGGACCAAAACUCGGCCCUGGCUCACGAGCCCUAGCAUUUCAACCUUGGUGAGAAACAAGGUUAUGGACAGUGCUUAUCUUUCUUCAUCCUGUGCUUUAUGUGAUAUGCUUUUAAAAAAUGUAGGUUUGGUCACAUUCUCUAUGCAUUAGCCCUCUAAAUUUCGUUACCUCUAAAGCUCGUUACCAUUUUGUACUCAAAAGUAAAUGUUACCAUUUAACAAACCUACAUAUAAUUAUGAAUCUUAGCUACCAUUACUUUGAGAAGCUAGUUGACAUUUAGGCAAUUUCAAUGCAAUUGGGAUUUUUGUUGACUUAAAUUUGUGGUGUUGAAGAAAAAAACAAAACCCUCUGAAACCUUCCUCUACAACCCUAAGUAUGGAUCCCAUUUUAUAAUGGAUGUAAGCUAUGAUACCUUGAAACACCACAACUACAGAUUAUCACUGUAACCUCAGACCUGGGCAAACUGGCUAAUGAACGCUUAGUACAACUGUGUUUAGACUUGAAUUCACCUGUAUUCAAGGCUAAAGCAUUCAAGGCUAAAGGCACCAAGGUGAAAUAACAACAAACCUAAGAAGGUAAACUGUGAAUCUUCAUUUCUCACUUUGCUCUAACUUUCUAUAUUGGAGCUGUUGUUUCUAACUGGUAUUGGUGAUGGUAAACUACUUAAACAUUAACAUUUUAAAUGAUAAAGUUUAUAUCAAAACCAACAUUUCACGAAUGCACUUUAAGGCUUCAGAGUUAAUAUUCUAGGCAGUAAAUGGCUUCUUGAACUCACAACACAGGUAGCAGGUAAAGGGAUUUUCCUGAUAAAUAUGAGUUACAUUUGAAUUUGCAGGCAUUUUAUAUAAAGCAAAAAAUAAAAAGACCUGGGAAGUUUGGUAUAUCAUCUUUAAUAUUUCUCCUAGAACAGGUGAUGUUUACAUCCAUGGUGAAUUUUUAUAAUCUACUGCCUUAACUCUAGUCCCAUUGUGUUAGUAACUCAAAACUCAAGUGUCACUCUGAAAACUUGUUUUACCUCCACUAAAAUAGCUAAAUAAGCUAGAUAACCCACUCCAGUUUUUACAACAGACUUUUUAUAAAACUGCAAUUGCUUCUAAUGCAGAAUUUUGUUUUUAAAAGAAGAGACUGUAUUUUCACAAACACCCCUCUGUGUCUUAGGAAAGAUCAUCACCUGCAUAAUCACAAGAUGGCAGUAGUAGUGAGGGUUGUUCCUGUUGGCAGGUCAAUUUAAGGAGACGUAGGAAGUGUUACAGAGAGUGCUUGCAUAGCCCGAGUCCCUCCAAAAAGGCGGUUAGCAAUUGACCUGUUACGGAUGAGUGCUGAAGAAACAAACCAAAGCCCCACAGAGUAUGUUUUCCCUUUCUUUUGUAGACCAUGCUUUAUGGGUAGCCUUUCGGUUUCCCCAAAGGGCUGAUUCAUUUCAACAUUUUAAAAACAUCAGUGUUAACUGAGUUGGCAGAUGGAACCUGACCAACUAUUGUUUGGUACCUUUCAAUAAAAUUAUUGAAAUGCAA
This is a messenger RNA of Perognathus longimembris pacificus (Pacific pocket mouse), 2968 nucleotides long. RefSeq names its product cyclin G1 (gene Ccng1). The transcript is spliced from 6 exons. Gene Ontology annotation, molecular function: cyclin-dependent protein serine/threonine kinase regulator activity. Gene Ontology annotation, cellular component: cyclin-dependent protein kinase holoenzyme complex; cytoplasm; nucleus. Gene Ontology annotation, biological process: regulation of cyclin-dependent protein serine/threonine kinase activity; mitotic cell cycle phase transition. The record is from RefSeq and is a predicted model, not a curated record. Lineage: Eukaryota; Metazoa; Chordata; Mammalia; Rodentia; Heteromyidae. The coding region runs from base 187 to 1074 and encodes 295 amino acids.